AUGAAGAAGUUUCUGAUUUUCCUGGCGCUCACGGUGGCCGUGUGCUACGCCGCCCCAACGGAGCCGGAGGCCGAGGCCGAGGCGCCUCCCGCAGAAGCCAUAGACGCGAUUCCGGAGCCAAUGCAGGGCCCCUUGGGCGAAUUAUGCAAAUUGCCACUGACCUUGGUCCCUUACUUGAAGGACAAUUUGAAUAAUCCCGUAGUGGAAGCAAUCAUUAAAACGUUGUGUCCGUUC
This is a messenger RNA of Iphiclides podalirius (scarce swallowtail), 234 nucleotides long. Lineage: Eukaryota; Metazoa; Arthropoda; Insecta; Lepidoptera; Papilionidae. The record is from the annotation of a GenBank genome assembly.